GCGAAGAAAAAGCAGGAGAGAACCAGGCGAGCGAUCGAUGUGGCGAGAAAUGCGGUCGAGAGGAGUCUUACAGCGAUAGAAAAAUACACGCUUCACCAGGGAAUUCACACGCGCCCGUUCGCUCCUUAUUAUGGCAGAAUGGAUGAACGCAAAUUGCUGCCGUUGCUGAUACUCUUCCUGGCAAGAUGGCAGGAGGCAGUGGCCGUGGACGUACCGAUGCGGCACGUCGCCGUGGACGUGGGUAGAGACCUGCAGCUGGCUUGCGCCGACGAGAAUGUCCUUUCCGAAGACUUGAAUGCAAAAGUAAUGUGGGUAAGAGAGGGACGAGAGGAUGGGCAGAUCGAGCGACUGAAGGUCGAGCGAAAUGGCAUGCUGUUGCUAUUGAAUGUUAGUGUGCAUGACGCCGGCAAUUAUUCGUGCACUCGCCUGGACGGUGACCAUGAUGCUGUGAAAGCCAGAAUCAACGUGGAAAUCAGAACACCUCCUCCAGCCUUGCACAAUGUAUGGGUUAAACCAUCCACAAUAUUGGCUAACAUUCUCUGGGAAGUGGCUGGAACUGGCGGUUAUCCUAUCAUAGAUUUCACUGCCGAAUAUCGUUUGAAACCAGCUGCAGGCGAGGAGCCGGAAGAGUGGAAACCUAUUAUUCCAACACACAUUCCUCCAAAUUCUAGACAAAUAGACGUGUACCAUUUGGUGCCAAACACUACGUACUCAUUUCGAGUGUGGGCAACCAAUCAGUUAGGAAGAGGAGAGAUUGUGGAGGUCGAAGGUCAUACACAUUACAGCGUAGAAGAAUUGGAACUCGCCAGACAUCUUUUAGCCGGCGUAGAGAAUUUCGAUACGCGCGUCUGGGUGGCAGCUGUAGGUAUUGUGAUGGGCACACUUAUGAUUCUUGGUUUAGGUACUUGUUACCUACUGUAUCGCGAGUGCAAGACACCCUCGCAGCUGGAGGAGCAGGAGGUGAUUGAACUCGUGCCCAACAUCAUUCUGAAUCCGGGAUUUUUCGACGAGCGCACCGAGCACGUACCGCAGGACGAGAACUUCAACAAUCAGACGACCACCCGCCUCAACAACAACAGCGUUGUGCAACCUAGACGGCUUUAGCGUUGUUUUUUGUUUAGCUUAGACUCGCUCCGUUCUAAAGUAAGUAAAUUGGACGCAGUUUUCCACGUCGUCGUUUCAAACGUAAGCAACCGAAUUUAUCGAAAAGGUCUCGAGUUUGUUUAAAAAAAAUAAAAAAAAAUAAAAAGAAAAAAGAGAAAGAAGUAAUAAUGAUCGACGAAGUCGAUUAGCACUAAAAUGCAAGACUAUAUUUAGCGAUUUAACGGCAAAAGGAGAAUACGCUUCGAGCGGAAUUUCGAAAGUCACUUUGAGCUUAUCAAAAGCUUCGAGCGACCCGCUAGUUUUCUCGACCUUUUCGUUAUAAUCGGGGAUCGAACAAAAAAGUCAGUUUUUAUUCUAAAAUGCUUUUCGUAAAAGAAUUUCUGCAAUGCGAUUUUCUUCUAAGAUAUUCGCAGAAAAUAGUCGUUAUUCUUGGAAGAUAAAGGAGUAGAUAAGUUAGCCUGUUAUAUACGUUCUGCUUUAUAAAGGAGAUGAAACUUAAAUAAUUUUUUUAUAUGUAUAAUAAUCGAAAGAAAUAUAACUUAGACCGAUUAAAACUCGAUUUUCAAAGCCCGGAUAUCUUUUAUGCAAAAUGUUAUAAUUUUAGAUUUGUAAAAAUUUUUUGUGUCAAAAGGAAAGAAAUAGAAAAAAGAAAUUUUAUUUUUGUUCGAUCUCUGAUCCUACGACGCGCAACAAUGAAGUGUUCAAAAACCAGAGUAAGACUCCACAUCAGAUUUCUUUGCGAGAGAAGAUAAUAGAUUUUUUGGAGAUGUUUACUAUAGGACGUUCUCUGUUUCUCUAUCUUUUUCUCGCAUAGUUUCUCGACGAGACAAUGAUUGCUCAGUGAUCGAGCUUAAGAGAAGUGGAACUCCUAUGAGCCAAAAGAAUCGUAGUAAGACUGUAACCCUUUAAUAAGGGUGUAUAAUUUAAAAGAACUCGAAGAAUCACAAAUCGUAAUAUUGUCAAAGAAAGAAAGAAAUAUAUAUUUUGCACUUGUUUUUACUUUUUCAAAAAACUAACGCAAUGUGUGAAUAGCACACAUAUGCGAUCUUUAAGAUUUUUUUAAAGAUGCUCAUUUAUCGUUUAAGCGAUCGAAUCGUAUAAUAUGAUAUAUGUAUGAUAUGAUGAACUUACUGCCGUUUUAAGGUGUGCACAAGUUGUUGAAAGUUCCUUUCUAGGAAUCUCCGUGGAAAAUCUCUUUUUUUUGUUUUAUUUAUUAUAAAUAUAUAUAUAGAUAUCCCACAUUUUUUUUCGUAUUUGUAAAUAUGUGCUCGUUGUAUGCUCUUUGUGGAAAAAUCUCGAGAUAUGGAAGGAUAUAAGAGAAUAUCCAUUUUAACAUCGUAGCAAUAAGUAUAAUUGAAGUAUUGUUUAUAUACUAGAUUUAUCGAUAUUUUUCACAGUUAAUCUCGCAUGCAAUUAUUCGUGGAGAAUGCAAAUAAUAUUAUUGCUUUGGCACACCUUUGGCACAAACUUGCCUCUGCACCCCACUUUAAUAAUUACAACUGCAUCUACGACAAAACGUGUGAUUCACACGUUUUGAUCCGUAAAAAUCAUAUUUUCCUAAACAGCGACUAAACCGGACAAAUAAGAAAAAAAGAGCAGAUAACUGUACGAAACAUAAAUCUCAAUAGAUACAAUAAAUCAAGAAGGUAAUACACAA
This is a messenger RNA of Nylanderia fulva, 2761 nucleotides long. Its product is annotated as contactin-1-like. The record is from RefSeq and is a predicted model, not a curated record. Lineage: Eukaryota; Metazoa; Arthropoda; Insecta; Hymenoptera; Formicidae. Gene Ontology annotation, molecular function: protein binding.